Messenger RNA from Spea bombifrons (plains spadefoot toad), 919 nucleotides. RefSeq names its product zinc finger protein 511 (gene ZNF511). Bases 16 to 900 code for a protein of 294 amino acids. The record is from RefSeq and is a predicted model, not a curated record. NCBI's taxonomy places the organism in Eukaryota, Metazoa, Chordata, Amphibia, Anura, Pelobatidae. The transcript is spliced from 6 exons.
GCCGCUGUCAGCCGAAUGGGACGCACUGACGUCACUUGUUCUGCGCCACGGUCUCUCGUGGAACGCAAACAAGCCGGAAGGGAUGAGAGUCCCACCGUCGACCUCAUGGUUUCUUUGGAGUUCUUUUCGGCGCUGCCCGGUCCGUUUCCGGUGCUGAACCUAGCGGAGGUUCUGGUACUUCCCGUCGACAGGAAACGGGAUGAGGCGGAUACUUUCACCGCGAGGCGGGUCCGAUUUGGCCGGGAACACGAGUUCUUUGAGGACGGCGAUAUACACCGGCAUCUCUACCUCCAGGGGGUGCUGACGAGCAUCAGAGAAGUGGAAGAAAAACCCAAGGUGUCAGAAUUCCGAUGUCAGACCCCCGGCUGCUCUCAGCUCUUCGGCACGCUCGAGUCCUACGAGCGCCACUACAACGCCCUGCACCGGAACGUCUGCUCCGCGUGCAAGAGAUCCUUCCCGUCGGCCCGGCUGCUGGACAUCCACAUCCUCGAGUGGCACGAUUCGCUGUUCCAGGUCAUGGCGGAGAAGACCAACAUGUACCAGUGCCUGGUGGAAGGAUGCGCGGAGAAAUUCAAGACGGGCAACGAGCGGAGAGAUCACCUGAUCGAGACUCACCUGUACCCUCCGGACUUCCGCUUCGACAGACCCAAGAAGGGCAAAAGCAAACCAAAGCAGCAGAAGAGCCGGGUCCAAGAGCCGUCCAUGGACCCUGGGCUCGGGGAGGAACCUCCGGAGGAAUCCAUGGAGAUCGGCCCCUCUGUGGAAGGUGACGGGUCUUCGGAUAAAUGCAAAGGGGCCGCGGCUCCGUCAAACCACCGCGCCAAGCACAGGGUCCCCCGUACCAUAUGCUUCGGUCACGGCUCCGUGCGAGGAUUCAGACACGCCAGGAAGAAUAAAUAAACAAAUUGCAGGAAAAAAA